AUGUCGUUGACCAACACAAAGACGGGCUUUUCUGUAAAGGACAUUUUGGACCUUCCUGACACAAAUGACGAAGAAGGAUCUAUCACCGGAGCGGAGGAAGACACGGAGGGAUCGGAGACCACGUCCACGACAAAAACCACUGGAGUUUUGGUGCAAAGUCCUCUAGAAAACGUUCAGAAUCUGCCUUUAAAGAACCCAUUUUAUGACAGUAGUGACAAUCCUUACACACGAUGGCUUGCUACUACGGACAGUAUUCAAUAUUCAUUGCACGGUCUGUCCGCCAGCUCUCAGGACUCCGCCAAGUCCCCGGAGCCGUCCGCGGACGACGAAUCGCCGGACAACGACAAGGAAACUUCCAGCAGCGGCGGCAGCGACUCCGGCAAGAAGCGGAAAAGGAGGGUGUUGUUUUCCAAGGCGCAGACCUACGAGCUGGAGCGCCGCUUCAGGCAGCAGAGGUACCUGUCCGCCCCGGAGAGGGAGCACCUGGCCAGCCUGAUCCGCCUCACCCCGACCCAGGUGAAGAUCUGGUUCCAGAACCACCGGUAUAAGAUGAAGAGAGCCCGGGCCGAGAAAGGUAUGGAAGUGACCCAUCUCCCUUCUCCCAGGCGGGUGGCCGUGCCCGUCUUAGUCAGGGAUGGAAAGCCUUGUCACACUCUUAAAGCUCAGGACUUGGCGGCCACUUUUCAGGCCGGGAUCCCCUUCUCGGCUUACAGUGCCCAGUCACUCCAACACAUGCAGUAUAACGCGCAGUACAGCGCCGCGGCCACGCCACAGUUCCCCACAGCACAUCAUUUGGUGCAAACGCAACAGUGGACUUGGUGA
This is a messenger RNA of Xiphias gladius (swordfish), 822 nucleotides long. It is a transcript of the gene nkx2.2a, whose product is annotated as NK2 homeobox 2a. The transcript is spliced from 2 exons. The coding region runs from base 1 to 822 and encodes 273 amino acids. Lineage: Eukaryota; Metazoa; Chordata; Actinopteri; Istiophoriformes; Xiphiidae. The record is from RefSeq and is a predicted model, not a curated record. Gene Ontology annotation, cellular component: nucleus. Gene Ontology annotation, biological process: regulation of transcription by RNA polymerase II; cell differentiation. Gene Ontology annotation, molecular function: DNA-binding transcription factor activity, RNA polymerase II-specific; RNA polymerase II cis-regulatory region sequence-specific DNA binding.